This is a messenger RNA of Vicia villosa (hairy vetch), 5078 nucleotides long. RefSeq lists its product as uncharacterized. The record is from RefSeq and is a predicted model, not a curated record. NCBI's taxonomy places the organism in Eukaryota, Viridiplantae, Streptophyta, Magnoliopsida, Fabales, Fabaceae. The transcript is spliced from 4 exons. Bases 240 to 4103 code for a protein of 1287 amino acids.
CGCAACAAUAAAAUCCUAUUUAGCGACUCUCCCACUACACGCUUCUUACGCUGCCACCCAACCGACCUUCUCUUCCUUCCCUUCCCGCUCUCACCAAACCUAACACCUCCUCCUUUUCUAUAGGUCAAAAACGUGAAGAACAUUUGGGGUUUACGACUGUAAGUAUGCGUGUUUUUUCUUUCUUUUCUUCGUAAUUUUGUGAGUUUAGUUUAGUAUAGAGUUAUAGAGACACUGGAUCGAUGGGGUUUAAUGAUAAAUACAACAAUGCUGGUGGAAGCGACCCGGAUUUUGGUGCAAUCUUUAUGUCAAACAGUGGAACAAAACGAGAAUGUUUAAGGAGUGGGUUAUUUGGGCUUCCGUCUUCUUAUAUUCCGUUUGUUGAGAAGAUUAAAGCUGGGACAACUUUGUUUUUGUUUGAAUAUGAGAAGAAACUACUUCAUGGUGUUUUCAUGGCUACUUGUGAUGGAGGUGUCAAUAUUGUUCCUAACGCAUUUGCUUCGACAGGGAUGAAAUAUCCUGCUCAGGUUAAAUUUGUUCCAAUUUGGGAAUGUAAGCCACUCCCUGAAAAGAUAUUCCGCCAUGCAAUCAGAGAGAAUUACUUUUCCAGUAACAAGUUUAGCUUUGGGCUAUCUGAAAAUCAGGUUGAAAAACUUUUACAUUUGUUCAACAUGAACAAGCUAGAACCAGAGGUUCCUAGGAGACAUAUGUCGAAAGGAGAAGAUAUGAGAUCAGAACGCUACUCAGUGGGUAAAGUUGGAAAAUCUGUUGGUCGUGGAAUGCUUGAUGAAAGAGUUCAAGAUGAUCAUGUUUUGGGAGAUGGUAGUUUACCCUUCUUGAUGCAUAACUACCCAGGAGAUUCUGCACGCUUCAAUGAAUUCAGUACAGAUGAUAUUUUAAUAAGCAAACGAAGAAGGUCUUCGGAGCUUGGAGUGGAUUAUACAAGUGGAGAUGCUCGUGAUUAUUUGCAUUCAAAAGAUGAAAGAAGACUUGCAGCACGCAACAAUAAAGGUGGAAGAUCUAUUGCUCGUGGAAUGCUAGACGAAAUUGUUAAAGAUGAUCAUGUUGUGGGUGAUACAAAUUUACCCGUCUUGAUGCAUAACUACCCAAGAGAUUCUCCACGCUACAAUGGAUUCGGUGCAGAUGAUAUUUUAGUAAACAAACGGAGAAGGUCUUCGGAACUUGGAGUGGAUUAUAGAAGUGGAGAUGCUCGUGAAUAUUUGCAAUCAAAAGAUGAAAGCAGACUUGCUGCACGCAACAAUGAAGAUUAUAUAGAUAACUAUAACUAUGCUGCCAAGCUCCCGCUGGAUACUGCAAGCGGAUAUGUUGGCGAUUAUUCGGCAAUAAGAGAUUACAGCAGGUUUUCCUCCUACGAGAACAAAGAUUAUACCGAUACACAUAUCAGGCCAUACACCAUAGAUGGAUACUCCAAAUUUCCUUCUGACAAAAUUAGAGUUCAUGGUGAUGGCAGGUCAUCAGUUAGUGACCGGCUGAUGGGUGAAGACCUAAGAAAGACUAAUGAGAUGAUAUUUUCGGAUGAUAUUCCUAGUUUACGUGGUUCCAAUGUCGAUUUGCCUGUCUACAGCAAACCUAAUUUAGAACAAAAUUCUUUGGUUGAAAACCAUCUCAGGUCAACUUCUGCUAUGAUUCACCCAUUUGAUCUAAACAAUUCUUAUGCACCACAAGGAAGUGAGAGUUCUAUCCCGUACAAUUCAGAAGCUCCUAGCUUCUCGUCUUUUGGAAUUGAUCAUGGUUCUGAGUCAAUGAGACCGCCAGGAGACGAGAAUUCUGUCCUGUACAAUUCAGAAGCCCCUGGCUUAAACUUCAGACAAUUAUCGUCGUUUGGAAUUAAUAGUGAUUCUGAACCAAUGGGAGAAAGAUUUUCUCCUUCAACCAACUGCCGAAGGAAUUUAGUGAGUAAGGAACGACUCAUGCAUACAGAACUGAAAGACAGUCACAGAUGGAACAGUAUUGAUGAUUGUUUUUCAAAUUCUGUAUUGUAUGGUAGUAACAGGGAUUGCACGCCUUUCAACGAAGCUCGAAAUUCUGACCAGUUGGCAUCAGAAUCUGCUUUAUACGAGGCACGCAACACCAUUCCUUCCUUUAAGUCUUCACCAGCUCCCAUCCCUUCGGAUAUUGGAAACAGUAGAAGAACACAUGAACCGUAUUCUUCAUUAUUCCAUGGCCACAAUUCAUAUGUAGACAAUAAUGUUCAUCCCACGUCAUUGCAAAACUAUCUGAGUCAUGAGAUAACACUACCAAAAAACAAUGAAACACCAAAUCCAUAUGUUGAUUCAUUGCCAUUGGAUCAUGGAUAUGAUAUUGGAUGCUAUAGUGAUUCUCAAAAUAGCAAUUACGGUCAUCCAAAGAGAAAAAGUAGUGUGUUUUCUCGUUUAUCUGUUGUCCAGGAUGUUAGCAAACAAGUAAAGGGAAACAAUGCACAGAAUGAAGAAUAUGAUUUCAUUACUUCCGUUGAUGAAGUGAUGGAAAUGGUUCGUCAGACAAAAAGAAAGCCAAAGCACAGUCAACACAACAAUGCAGAAAGUUUAAGGGGUAAAACUCAAAUCAGUAGUCAGAGGAAGAAGAAUGAUUGCUUUGAAAGUGCAUUGGAACACAACAAGGAUGAAAGUUUGAGGAAUAAAACUCAAAUGAGUAGUCCGAGGAAGAUGAGAGACUGCUUCGAAGAUGCCUUGGAACACAAUGAAGAUGAAAGUUUGAGGAAUAAAACUCAAAUCAGUAGUCUGAAGAGAAAAAAGAAGGGGGAUUGCUUGGAAAAUGCCUUGGAAGAUCUAAAUAUGGAUUCCACAACUGUGACUGGAGGCAGUCCUAAAACAAAAGCUGAUAAGGCACAUUUUGUUAAUUUCAAGCGUCGAAGCAUGGUGAGAAAACAUAAUAAUGACAUUGAGAGAAGCUCCAAUGAGAGUAAAAGGAGUGAGAACUUGGUGCUUGUGCAACAGAAGAAAAGAAAGUUAAUCCGACCAAAUUUCAACAAGAGUGCAUCUUUUGAAGAGAAAGACCUUGGCGCUUCUCGAAAUUUACAACUACCAUUGCCAAAUGGAAUCUGUAGUCAUAAAGAUGUUGUUGAAAGCUGUAGUACACUGGUGAGCCAGUGUGGUUAUGAUGUUAAAGCAGAGGCUGAAGUGCAAAAUGUCAUUGAUCCUACACAUUCUGAAGGCAAGAAUAGUAGUCAUGCUACAGAAUUUAUCUGUAGUAAAGAGGGAGAAAAGUCAAAUUUUCAAAAUGUUGUCACCUCAGCUUCUUGCAAUAAGGAGAGUUCUCGUACCCAGGAAAAUCCAUGCAUAAUGGAUAAUGUAAAGUCAGCAUCUCGGGAGAUGGAAUGUUUGCAUGCAAUUUGUCAAGAAAAAGCAAAUGUGGGCACCCUUUGUUCAUUAAAUGAUAGGUCAGAAUGUAGGGAUAACAAAAUUCACCAAAAGGUUUUGUCCUCAGCUUCUUUCAAAGAAGAGAGUUCUCAUGCCAAUGAAGGUUCAUGUCCGAUGGAUAAAAAGAAACCAGCAUCUCUGGAGAUGGAAUCCUUGCAUGCAAUUUGUCAAGAAAAAGCAAACGUUGACACCCUUCCGGUAUUAAAUGAUGUAUCUGAAUGUGCCCAUAACAAAAAUCACCAAAAUAUUUUUUCCCCAGCUUCUUGCAAAGAAGAGAAUCCCCAUACCAAGGAAGGUUCAUGCAUGAUGGGUAUCGUAAAGUCUGCAUCUUUGGAGACACUGCGUGGAAUUUGUCCAGAAAAAGAAAGCAUUGGCACCCUUCCUCCAUUAAAUGAUGGACCAGAAUGUGUGGAUAACAAAAAUCACCUAAAGGUUUUGUCCUCAGCUUCCUGCAAAGAAGAGAGCUAUCAUACCAAGGAGGAGGGUUCGUGUAUGAAGGAUAGUAUAAAAUCAGCAUCCAUGGAAACAAAAUCAUUGGAUGCAAUCUGUCAAGAAAAUAAUGCAGAUAAGUUCAUAUGUGCUGACAGAGGUAUUGAUGCUGAUGGCGAAAUGCCAAAAGAUUGUGGCUUCUUCUCCAUUGAUGCUAAAGAUGGAUCUGAAUAUUUAGGUAACUCUGGUAGUGAAAAAGCUCCAAUUGAAACUUGUCACGUUGAGGCUUGCAUAUAGAAUCAGUACCUUUAGGCACAUAUCACUGCAUUCAACUUGUCAUGAGUACCACUUAGAUAAGAUCAUAUGUGCUGGCAGAGGUAUUGUAAUACUGAAAAAUGAAUUUCAACAGAUGGCAACAACUCCUUUUCUACCGAAGUUAAAGACGGGUCUCUCUAGUUUUCAAUAUUCCAGGUCUGUCUACUUUUCACUAUUUCAGGUCUGCCUACUUCUCAAUAUUCAGAGUCUGUCUACUUUUUAAUACUCCGGCAGUGACAAUGCUCCCCAGUUGCUACUUGUGAACAAAAGGUGACUUGAGUGUGCGUCAGUAUCUCACCUGUGGCAAUCUCAAAUCUCUAUGACUGGUAGAAGGUUCAGAAUCAUGUGAAGACGUCCUGAGAAUUGCUGACAGAUCUCACUGAUGGUUUGGAGAGGUAGUAGUUUUUUUCUUUAUUUUAUAGAUUUAGAGGUUGUAGUUAGUAGUAGAAGCAUCAUAAUUUGUCUAAAGUGAGUAACCCAAGAAAGUGAGGACUAGUAUCAGUUGUUGAUGAGCCCCAAUUAAUAGAUGAUGUUAUAAGCGUUUGUCAUCCAAAUCAAGGGUAUAGCUGAAGCAUUGACCCUUGAUUUUUUUUUCUUUUCAUUUUAUAAUUCUGCUCAAGUUUAUUGUAUUUGGAGACCCCACUUUUCCCGGUGUUGCUUUUUGUCUGUUCCAAAGCUACAACUAUGUUAUUAGCUUUGAGUCGAUACUCUAUUCCUCCAAUGUAGAAGAACAAUGUUCUGUUUAAUUAUGUCGGGUUUUUUAGUUGGAAUCAUUUAUGAUUAUAGUUCUUCGAUAUUUUUUCGAGUGAUUUUAGUUAUAAUUUUUAAUUUGAACAAUUUUUGACAUUUUAUUGGUAUAAUUAUAUCUUGUUUAAAUAGGUUUACCCAUAAAUCUUUACUGAAAAUAUUAAUAUUUGUGAAUUGGAUUGUAAUUGUAAUAUAAUAAUACUCACAACA